Messenger RNA from Hippopotamus amphibius kiboko, 477 nucleotides. Its product is annotated as speedy protein E4-like. Gene Ontology annotation, molecular function: protein kinase binding. NCBI's taxonomy places the organism in Eukaryota, Metazoa, Chordata, Mammalia, Artiodactyla, Hippopotamidae. The coding region runs from base 34 to 477 and encodes 147 amino acids. Gene Ontology annotation, biological process: positive regulation of cyclin-dependent protein serine/threonine kinase activity. The transcript has 5 exons. The record is from RefSeq and is a predicted model, not a curated record.
AGUGGGGUCACAGAGAAUGUGAGAGGUGUCACGAUGCAGGUGAAGAGACAGUGGGAGUCGGCCGUAGACCCUGAGUACCAUGAGGUCUUCAACAGACUGCUUGAGGAUACCGUUGUUCAAAGAUUCCUGGCUUGGGAUAAAAAGCUGAGGGUAUCUGACAAGUAUCUUCUGUCCAUUGUAAUUGCUUAUUUUAGCCGGGCUGGCUUCUUCUCCUGGCAGUACCAGCGGAUUCAUUUCUUCCUAGCUCUUUACCUGGCCAAUGAUAUGGAGGAGGACAACCAGGCCCCUAAACAAGCCAUAUUUUCCUUCCUCUAUGGGAAGAGCCGCAUUCAGCUCCCCAUGUUCCACAAGCUACGCUUCCAGUUCAUUCGCUCCAUGUACUGGAAGACUCAGGUUUCUCCAGAUGAGUGUGAGGAGAUCCAGGCUUAUGAUCCGGAACACUGGGCAUGGGGGCGAGAUCGCACUCUCAUUCCCUAG